Messenger RNA from Blastocystis hominis, 759 nucleotides. RefSeq lists its product as hypothetical. Lineage: Eukaryota; Bigyra; Opalinata; Blastocystidae. Bases 1 to 759 code for a protein of 252 amino acids. The record is from RefSeq and is a predicted model, not a curated record. The transcript is spliced from 5 exons. Gene Ontology annotation, cellular component: protein kinase CK2 complex; cytoplasm. Gene Ontology annotation, molecular function: protein kinase regulator activity.
AUGACAUUUUGUCUCAAAUGGUGCAUGGAUUCAGUUUGUAAACACUCAAAUUCGCGAUAUGCUGCUUUUAUGGAAUUAUGGAACAACAAAUCCGGCACAUUUUUUGUCAAAAAAACUUCAAUUUGUUUGGGAAUGGAGAAUACUCCUACAAUACCAUACGAUAAGGAGUCGAGUGACUAUGAUCACGAGGAUAACAAGUCAUGGAUUUCUCAAUUCUGUAGUAAAAGUGAAAAUAGCUAUUUUGUGGAAGUCGACACUGAUUUUAUAACGGAUGCAUUUAACCUCUACGGGAUUAACUCCGAAUUUCAUCUAUAUAGACAAGCUCUUAAUCUCAUCUUAGACAGACAAAACUUUGAGGGCAUGGACUCGGAUAUUGACGAUGACGAGCUUCAAGCAAAUGCGGAGUGCAUUUAUGGGAUGAUCCACGCGCGCUACAUACUGACUGCACAAGGAUUAGACGCUAUGCUCCAAAAAUUUAAAGAGUGCACAUUCGGUACAUGUCCUCGCGUAUACUGUAACAAUUAUAACCUUCUUCCAAUCGGCCUAUCUGACAAACCCGGAAAUGGAUGCGUCAAGCUCUUCUGUCCCUGCUGCAAAGAUGUUUACCACCCCCCUCUGGAUUACAGCCAUAUUGAUGGAGCGUUUUUUGGAACUACGUUCCCUCACAUUUUCCUAUUGGCUUACCCGGAGUACAUAACCAACGCGAAGAAGCUAUUCCAGCCAAAGAUUUAUGGGUAUAAGAUUCACGAAUCAAGGUAG